GGGGACUAGACAUUCCUCAUGUGGAAUUUGUUAUAAACUACAAUGUACCAUUAUCUGAGAAAACGUAUAGACAUCGUGUUGGUAGAACUGCACGUGCUGGUCAAAGAGGAAUAGCUCUAACCAUAGUAACACGUGAUGUAGCACCUGUGUUUCUAGAAUUAGAAGCAUCUCUACUACCAUAUCUACCAAAAUCUAAGGCGGAAGUCAGUAACUCUUCUCCUGGAAUACCUCGUUGGCCAAUUCCAGUUCCUGACUUGAACGGUCGAGAUAGUAUACUUGUCCGUCGGCGGUUAGCUGAUCAAGCUUGGUCUCGAGCUUCAAAGACGAUUAGAGCACAGAUAGCAAGUCAAAAACCUGUCGACAAUGAUGAUCUCCCUAGUUUCGAUUUACCAAUGGAUGAAGACAUACUUCAAGAGUAUGCCAAUUCAGAUAACAGUGAUGAUGCUGAAAGUGAUGACGAUGAUGAUGAUAGUGACAAUAAUGAAAACCGCUCAUCGCCAUCAUCAUCAUCAUCAUCAUCUGAUAGUGACGGUGAUAAUGACUCAUCAGCUGUAGAAAAACAAUCCUCCAAGCGUAAAUUGCCUAAACCUCCGGCCAGCUUCAAGUUGAAAACAUCUGGGGAGGCUGGGAUAGCAGCUGCACGUAAAACAUGGAAGUGCAUUGCAAAGCUGAAUCAACAACAGAAGAAGGAGCAAGCUGAGUUGAAAGAGACGCAUCGUGUUAAUAAAUCAAUUGGAUGGGGUGUUACAUUUACAAAUAAGGAUAACGAUGAAGCAGUGAACGAUAAUCACAAUAUGCAUAACGAUGAAAUGAGCGAUGAUGAAGAUGACAAUGAGGCGGUUCGUUAUGAACAGCCAAUCAAGACAAAAUAUGCUAAAUUUUUGAUUGCACACUAG
Molecule: messenger RNA, 896 nt
Organism: Trichobilharzia szidati
Lineage: Eukaryota; Metazoa; Platyhelminthes; Trematoda; Strigeidida; Schistosomatidae
Source: the annotation of a GenBank genome assembly